AUGGAUGAUGUUGAACAGAAAAUUCAUGAAUGGCGUAAAUUAAUGACAUUUUAUAAUAAAAUUGGUAAAAUAUACGAAAAGGAAGAGCUUGAAAUUUUAAAAGCAUUUAAGGCUGCAGAUAAAUUAAUCCCAACUUUACCAAGAAACUUGCAAAAAGAUCCACAAGCUAUAUACACAAGCAGAUUACUUGACUUUUCAGCACAAGUUACAGAAAUGAUCUAUUUCCAAAUUUAA
Molecule: messenger RNA, 234 nt
Organism: Racocetra persica
Lineage: Eukaryota; Fungi; Glomeromycota; Glomeromycetes; Diversisporales; Gigasporaceae
Source: the annotation of a GenBank genome assembly